AUGGAAAUAGAAAACCAUGACUGGCUCCCCACUGCAGGCGGGGAAGAGGGUAAAUCCAAGGAGAUCCCUUCCAAUCUUGCUCCACCGCAAGAGGGAUCUCGCCGUCGAGCCGACACUAUGUCUUCUGUUAGAUCUUAUAUGGGCCUUAAACCGGAAGCACCAAUCGAUGAGGAGCAUGAGCAUCUUGAGCAUCACGAGUUGUUGUGGAGUCGGACUCGACUAGCCCUUAGAGAACCCUUUGCCGAGUUCUUUGGGACAUUCAUCAUGGUGCUCUUUGGGGAUGGCUCCGUGGCUCAAGUGCUGUUGAGCGCCAGUAAUACUACCAGUACCAUAGCACCAGGGGGAAAUGGCUAUGGGAGUUAUCAGUCAAUAUCUUGGGGAUGGGGCAUAGGGGUAAUGCUAGGCAUUUAUGUUGCAGGUGAUUCCGGAGGUUUCUUGAAUCCUGCAAUCACUUUUUGCUUUUGUCUUUACCGCGGCCUCCCCUGGCGCCGGUUCCCUAUUUAUUUCCUUGCUCAGUUCCUAGGCGGAUUCGUUGGUGCAGGGGUCAUCUACGCAAAUUAUAUUAACGCUAUCAACAACUACGAAGGCCAUAACAUUAGGACCGUUCCACCCUCCAAGACUGCCACUGGCGGGGUGUUCUGUACAUACCCUCAGGCUUUCCUAACGAAGACAAGCCAAUUUUUCUCGGAAUUUAUUACGGCUACCAUUCUUAUGUUUGUCAUCUUUGCCCUCAAGGAUGAAUCGAACCGCGGAGCGAUGGGCAAGACCGGAGCUGGUCCAUUCUUUCCCCUUGCCUUAUUUUUCUUGAUCUUUGGUCUGGGUGCAUGUUUUGGCUUCGAGACCGGCUAUGCCAUCAAUCUAGCACGUGAUUUUGGCCCCCGAUUGAUGUCUUAUGCCGUUGGUUAUGGUCACGAGGUUUGGUCCGCGGGAGGAUAUUACUUCUGGAUUCCCGUACGUACACUUCGUAGAAGACCUUCCUCUUUGAUGGUCGCCUCGUUCCUCGGUUGCACGUUCGGUGGAUUCCUCUACGAUUUAUUCAUUUACACCGGACCGGAAAGCCCCAUCAAUACCCCGUGGAUGGGGCUCAAGCAAUUGACUCAGCCACAGAAUUUGAUCAGACAGAAAGAGAAGUCCGCCGUAUAA
Molecule: messenger RNA, 1143 nt
Organism: Letharia lupina
Lineage: Eukaryota; Fungi; Ascomycota; Lecanoromycetes; Lecanorales; Parmeliaceae
Exons: 6
Coding region: 1-1143 (380 amino acids)
Biological process (GO): glycerol transmembrane transport; water transport
Cellular component (GO): plasma membrane
Molecular function (GO): water channel activity; glycerol channel activity
Source: RefSeq, a predicted model, not a curated record